Molecule: messenger RNA, 282 nt
Organism: Opisthorchis viverrini
Lineage: Eukaryota; Metazoa; Platyhelminthes; Trematoda; Opisthorchiida; Opisthorchiidae
Exons: 4
Coding region: 1-282 (93 amino acids)
Source: RefSeq, a predicted model, not a curated record
AUGGCACUGGUUUUCAUGCUUAUCGCAGUUAUCCUAAAUAUUUCUUAUCGAAUUCUCCGCCGCGAAGAUCCAUGCCACGACGGCUUGGAUGACGAUUUCACUACCCUGACCCAAGUAUGUUUUUUCAUAGCCACACCACUCUCGCUUGAACGGCCGUGUUCCGGUUCUGGCGUGAUUAUUCAGGUUCCAUGGUCGAGCCAUCAUGAACCCCGGACAGGAAAGAAUAGCCGCUUGUACAACCCUCCCGGACUGACCUUGACCGACCCCUUUUUGUACCCCUGA